Messenger RNA from Lachnellula hyalina, 1551 nucleotides. It is a transcript of the gene asnS, whose product is annotated as Asparagine--tRNA ligase. Bases 1 to 1551 code for a protein of 516 amino acids. NCBI's taxonomy places the organism in Eukaryota, Fungi, Ascomycota, Leotiomycetes, Helotiales, Lachnaceae. Gene Ontology annotation, cellular component: mitochondrion. Gene Ontology annotation, biological process: asparaginyl-tRNA aminoacylation. The record is from RefSeq and is a predicted model, not a curated record. Gene Ontology annotation, molecular function: asparagine-tRNA ligase activity; ATP binding. The transcript has 4 exons.
AUGGUACAACCCAGGCUCUCACAGUGUAUCAAAUUGGCACUCAACCACUCCAGAAACGGGCGCAGGAACUUUUCAUCUGGCCUUGAUACACCUCUCCCACCCUCCGUUGCACGCCUACUCGCUACCGGGCCCCCGGAUCCUAGCAAUGUCGUUGUAAAUGGGUUUAUCAGGUCCCUGCGGUCUCAGAAACAGAGGGCUUUUGCUUCCAUUGGCGAUGGCUCAAGUCUGGAGCCCCUGCAAGCCCUCCUUACGCCAGCACAAGCCAAAAGUCUCUCCACCGGAACAGCAGUCCGGCUGACCGGGUCGUGGCAGCCUUCCCCGAAUCCAAAGGCGCAAAGCCACGAACUUCAUGUAGUGGGGGUAGACAUUCUCGGAGCCUCUGAUCCAUCCACAUUUCCAUUACAAAAGAAAUAUCACACCCCCGAGUACCUGCGUACCAUGCCACACAUGCGGACCCGCAUACCCUUCAACACUACCUUGCUUCGACUACGAUCCGAGUGCAUAGCACAUAUCACUACAUAUUUCAGUCACAGAGACUUCAUACAGACCCACACUCCGAUGAUCACCUCGUCAGACUGUGAGGGGGCAGGCGAAGUGUUCAAUGUAGGAAGUUCGUAUACAGGCUCGGUGGGGGACAAGGACAAUGGAACCUUUUUCAAGUCACCCAAGUACCUCACCGUCUCCAGUCAGUUGCAUCUGGAAGCUUUGGCACAGUCUGUAGGCAAAGUAUGGACGCUUUCGCCUACCUUUCGGGCCGAGAAGAGUGAUACUGCGCGCCAUUUGAGUGAAUUCUACAUGCUAGAAGCCGAAAUGAGCUUCAUAGAGGACAUGAAUCGCGUGAUGGAUGUGAUUGAGGACAUGAUCAAGUACAUGACCUACAAGCUCAUGCUGUCACCGCUGUUAGGGGAAAUAGAAUCUCACAGAGCUUCUAGUGGGCCACACGAUGAGAAAGGGCGCGGUUCGAUGAUUCACAACCGAUGGGAAAGUAUUAUAUCUGGUCCUUGGCCUCGAAUCACUUAUACCGAAGCCAUAAAGUAUCUUCAAGCUAGGCCUUCGGAUGUACAACCAUUCGAGCAUGCUCCAACCUGGGGCCUGGGGUUGCAAGCCGAACAUGAAAGAUAUCUAGCUGAGACAGUAGGUCAAGGCUCACCAGUAUUCGUGACCAAGUACCCAAAGUCAAUCAAGCCGUUUUAUAUGCUUUCAUCUCCUACGAAUGAGCAAGCCAGCCCUGGCCAAGAAACUGUUGAUUGUUUUGAUCUCUUGUUGCCCGAGGUCUGCGAAGUCGUUGGUGGUUCGAUGCGUGAGCAUCGGCUGGAGCCUCUACUUCAUUCCAUGCAGGAGAAGGGUAUGCUCCCUCCUGGGCCGGUAUCGUCAAUUACAGAUGAGCAACUUGGUGAACUGAAGUGGUACGUAGACCUAAGACGGUGGGGUAGUGUGCCGCAUGGCGGAUUCGGUCUAGGAUUUGAUCGACUGUUGGGGUAUCUGUCAGGUGUGCAGAAUAUCAGGGAAAUAGUGACAUUUCCCAGAUGGGUUGGACGCUGCGACUGUUAG